Molecule: messenger RNA, 751 nt
Organism: Heterotrigona itama
Lineage: Eukaryota; Metazoa; Arthropoda; Insecta; Hymenoptera; Apidae
Source: the annotation of a GenBank genome assembly
AUGCCGGUACGUUAAACAUCGAUAAUUCUUCAUCGAGUGUGCGAAUACAUUUGUUCACCUUUAACUUCUUCUGAAAUAUUUUGAAAGCAUUUCAUGAUUUAAUAUACUUUCUUUUGUUCCAUGUAUUGCUGACGACGAACCAUGUUUGAAUCGGUUCUGUUCCAAUGGUGUUCGAAGCAGUUUCGUGAAGAUUAUUGAAGACAGCCAUGCCACUUAUCUUUAUUUUUGCAUGGGUUUCGUACUGAUAGUUUCCAGCGUCACGCUGGUAAAGGUAAGCUUUCUAACGCGCAAAUCCCCACAAGAACUCAAACAGUCGUAAACAUUUUUUGGAAAUGAUUAUGUUACGAGCAGAUUUCAACGUACACGGAAAUUUCUGGAGAAUUCUUCAAGGACAGUUUAUUUUUCUUCCUUCAAAUAUUGCACCUAGGUUUCUUAUCGUUGCAAGGACAAUUCAUAUUGGACUCGAACAAUCAAAUUACGCAGUCGAUAUACAGCGCGCUGUGGUACAACGCUAAUACAAAUACGCAAAUGUUAUUCGCAUUCGCGUUAAGAAGUUGCCUGAGUCUUCCCACUCUGUCAGCCGGGGGACUGUUCACCUUGAAUUUCGAGAGCUUUUCCGAGGUAAAAAAUAUUCUUUCUUCCAUAUCGUAACAGUGUCCCGUAAUUUGACGUACGCGACCGUACGUUUUUUUUUUUUUUUCAGAUUAUAAAAGCAUCUUUCUCAUACUUCACGGUAUUACAAUCUGCAUAA